Molecule: messenger RNA, 441 nt
Organism: Nestor notabilis (Kea)
Lineage: Eukaryota; Metazoa; Chordata; Aves; Psittaciformes; Psittacidae
Product: E3 ubiquitin-protein ligase FANCL-like
Exons: 6
Biological process (GO): interstrand cross-link repair; protein monoubiquitination
Cellular component (GO): Fanconi anaemia nuclear complex; nucleus
Molecular function (GO): ubiquitin protein ligase activity
Source: RefSeq, a predicted model, not a curated record
GGUAGAGACUUCCAUAUCAGGAUACUAUUACCAAUGGAUUUUCAACUGAAAAAUGCAAGGCUAGAGUGUAGCUGGCACCUAAAGAAGAUACUGCAUCAAUAUCGGCAUAUUUUAAAGCAGAGGCUGCACAGCUGUCCAGAUCUCAGCAGCUUUAUGGUGGAGCUGAAAACUAUUUUGGAAAUUGCUUUAAAGAAUACACAAGACCUGCAUAUACCACGGCCGCCACAAUACUACUCCAGUCUUGUCAGAGAUCUAGAAAUACUAGGUUGGAAUAAAGUUGCAUACGUGGAUACUGGUCUGACCACAGUCAAGCUGAAAGCUGAAGACUCUUGUGGUCGACAGCAUCUCAUCACUCUGAAGUUCAAUGCAAAGUACCCAACAGAACCGCCGGAUUGCCUUGUGGAUUUUCCAGUUCCGUUUGCUAUUUCUUGGAUGCCCCAG